This is a messenger RNA of Apaloderma vittatum (bar-tailed trogon), 1828 nucleotides long. RefSeq names its product chromosome unknown open reading frame, human C8orf34. The transcript is spliced from 13 exons. NCBI's taxonomy places the organism in Eukaryota, Metazoa, Chordata, Aves, Trogoniformes, Trogonidae. The record is from RefSeq and is a predicted model, not a curated record. The annotation marks the transcript as partial.
AUGGAGGUGUUCUCUGCAAAUUCUGCGGAGUUCGAGAACGCAGCUGUGGAGUUGAUGACCAAGCUGAUAACAGAGACACCUGACCAGCCAAUCCCAUUUCUAAUUGAUCAUCUUCAGUCCAAACAGGGGAACCGCAGUCAGCUUCAGAGAACCUUGUCUGGCUCUGCUGCCCUUUGGGCAGAGAGUGAAACAUCAGAAAAUAAAGGAACAAGGAGAGAUUUUAGAAGUUAUGAUAAACCUUGGCAGGUAAAUGCAAAAAAGCCUAAAAAGUCAAAGAGCGACCUUGCCGUGUCCAACAUUUCUCCACCUUCACCGGAGUCCAAGUCAUUGCCAAGGUCAAUAGAGCAUCCUAAAUGGGAUUGGAGGACAAAACCGGACAACCAUGAUUUUGAUGAACUAAAUCAUAUUCUUCAAGAGAGCAAAAAACUUGGAAAAGCCCUUGAGAAUCUGUCUCGCAGCAUUGCUAUUUCUGAUGAACAUGAUAAGGACACAACAGGUUUUAACACCCCGCUUCUGAGACCUCGUGUGAUUGGAGAAUGGAUUGGUCGUGAAGAGAAUGAUGCAGACCCACUAGCUGCUGAGAUGCUGCAGCCACCAAUACCAAGAAAUAAAAAUGAGCAGUGGGACAGCGAGGAUAGUAGCAGUCCUGGAGGAAGCUUAAAAAUGGAGCCAAAAACGAAAGGACUAAAACAACAACAGCAGCAACAUAAGAAACUGCUGGCUGCCAUGCUUUCUCAGGACUCCUUUGAUUCUGCUCAAAGUACAGCUCCAUCUGUAACAGAGGAAGAUAUUGACAAUGAAGAUGAUGCAAUGGAACUGCUGGAGGAUCUUGAUGAUCUAAGAAUGGAAGGUGUAACAAGUGUGAUGUCUUCUGGGAGCAAAUUCAAUCAAGCUCGAAGUGCCCAUACGGCUGAGCCUCAAGCAAAGGUCACCUUGAAUAUCUGCGCGAGAUGUGCCAGAUUGCAAGGAGAUAAUUUGGCAGAAAGACCAGAAGACGGCUCCAUGGUAUCUCAAGCAUCCGAGCCAGCAGUGUCGGAUUCUGAUGCUCAAGUACCCACAGUUGAAACAAGUACAGAAGAUAUUGAUGAAUUUCAGAGUGCCUCUCAAGUGGUAGGAUCUUCUCAGACAGUUUGGACCCUGGACGCCAUGGGUGUCAGACCUGGAGGUUCUCCAAGACAGAAACUCUUAAAGGACUCCUUAGCCGCAAAAGAACUUCAGACCAUGGAGAAACACCUAGCUGAUAUUGAGAAGGACCUAGCACUUUGGGAAGAAGCAAGGCUCUCAAGAAGCCCUAGUAUCCAGCGUCAUAGUUUAGUUACAUCUGACCAUCAAGGCAAUCUUCAAGCUACACAGGGCCAAAAUCCGAGGCCUCAGGUGCCAACUCAGAUGGGGAAGAACAUCCAGCUCCAAGGAACCAAAUCACCACCACUGCCCAGUAACGGCAGAACACAGGUCUCCAGUGUUGCAAACAGCAGGCCUCCAACACCCGGUAUACAAACCAACAGGCCAUCAACUCCAGGGAGCAGACCUGUGACCCCAAAUAGCUUGCUGUCACGGCCUCUUACCCCUAGCAACCAAGGAAAUAGGGAAGGCAACAUUAGUAUCCAAAGAAGCAGAUCUUUGACAUCUAAAAGCCAAAUGGGGAGGACCCUCAGCGCCGCUUCAGGGCUCUCUGUGCAAAUGAGUGGAGACAUUGUUGGAACUGUCACUACUCAGAGAAGCAGUUUAUCAGAAGAUGAAUUCUUACAACAGCUUCAGCUUGCACAUCAACCCUGGAUAUUGCCGAGUGAUACAGAAAGUGAAGGAGUGGAAGCUGACCAAGACAAAU